Messenger RNA from Exaiptasia diaphana, 554 nucleotides. RefSeq lists its product as uncharacterized. The record is from RefSeq and is a predicted model, not a curated record. NCBI's taxonomy places the organism in Eukaryota, Metazoa, Cnidaria, Anthozoa, Actiniaria, Aiptasiidae.
AUUCCCCAGCAGAGCUAUAAAAUAUAAUUUAAAGCUUGCAAUGACAUCCCUUAUGAAAUAUUUGCGCACAGAUUGUGAAAACAACAUUCCUAUCAGCCACUGAAUUAUUAUAAUUGAGUCCUGGUAAUUGUUCCGUGAACAAGAAACAUUAUGACGCCAGUCUURUGCGUAUUCAAGCGUAAUUUGCUAGCGUUGCUUCUGAUCAAAACAUUAUCAGCAAACUUSYASAAGGAUUACUUGCUGAGCUUGUAGUACUUUUUGUAAUAAUGGCAAAAUUCUCAUGUCCAGUUUUUACAACGUCUUUUUUCGUGUUUGUGUGUGGAGGUGGAUAUAUCGCUAUUCUAGUUCUAUUUUGGACUGAGUUAGUUAAAGGUUCUACGCUAAAGAUCAACUGGUUCCGUUCGAGUAAUGCUUCUUCGGUAGAUAACGUCGACUCGACUKCCGAGGGUUUGCUUUCAGGUUGGAUUCUAGUUGGUGCCGUUUUGACAGCAGCUGUAACUGUUAUAACUGGGUUUUUGGGAGUCAUCAGUGCGUGUCGUGGAGGACAAUGCGAG